AUGGCUCAUAUACUAGGUGCUAAUCUGGAUGUAAAUAGUGAAGGCUUUCAAAAUUAUUUCGUCCACAAGGGAACUGGUAAAAAGAUAAUAUAUCGUACUGGACGUUUGUCACAUGCUGAAACCGAGUCAAAUGUAGUCAAUUGGGAUUACACUGUAAAAUUGCAAGAAGUACAAGUAAAAAAAGGUCUUUUUGCAGCAACUAAGCUAAGGGCAAGACAUGUUCAGUGGGAGAAAAUUAAAGUGAAACUUGCUGCACAAACUCCCAGCUGCAGUGUGGCUACAGCCCUUGAAUACAUGGAGGACAGGUGUGAUCCAAAAUUUCUUGGAGCUGAAGCAACAGUUAAGUUCCUAAAAAUUUUUGAUGGCUUGCUUGAUAUACUCAAUAGCCAUAAUCUUUUAAGCAGAGGCUUGAAAUCUCCAAUGUCACUACAAAAUUUUUCUGGGGUUUUUCAAUUCCUUAAUGAAGCUGAAAAUUAG
Molecule: messenger RNA, 477 nt
Organism: Schistocerca serialis cubense
Lineage: Eukaryota; Metazoa; Arthropoda; Insecta; Orthoptera; Acrididae
Exons: 2
Coding region: 1-477 (158 amino acids)
Source: RefSeq, a predicted model, not a curated record